This is a messenger RNA of Xenia sp. Carnegie-2017, 528 nucleotides long. Its product is annotated as 3-hydroxykynurenine transaminase-like. The record is from RefSeq and is a predicted model, not a curated record. Bases 233 to 502 code for a protein of 89 amino acids. Lineage: Eukaryota; Metazoa; Cnidaria; Anthozoa; Malacalcyonacea; Xeniidae. Gene Ontology annotation, molecular function: L-alanine:glyoxylate transaminase activity; L-serine:pyruvate transaminase activity. Gene Ontology annotation, cellular component: peroxisome. The transcript is spliced from 6 exons.
GAAGAAAUUAUUAUCAAGGAAAACCAAGGUUCCUUCAUUUUACUUUGAUUUCAAUAUGAUUGCAAAUUAUUGGGGAUGUGAUGAUGAACCACGAAAAUACCAUCAUACUGGACCCAUCAAUUCAGUAUAUGCUUUAUGAGAAGCUCUUUCAGUAGUUGUGGCUGAGGGACUUGAAAAGUUCAUUGACAGACAUCAAAAUUCUUCCAAACUGCUAUGUGAAGGACUUGAAAACAUGGGCUUUCAAAUGUUUGUUGAAAACAAGGAUCAUCGCCUUCCAACCAUAGUAGGUGUCGUUGUUCCACAGGGAGUAAACUGGAAAAAAGUCUCUGCAUACAUUGGACAAAAGUACAAAAUGGAUAUUUCUGGAGGUUUGGGAAAAUCUGCUGGCAAGAUAUGGCGAGUUGGUUUGAUGGGUGUAAAUAGCACUGAAGAAAAUGUCAACCUUGUCCUGACAGCAUUCAAAGAUGCUUUAAACAAUAUACAAUUUCAAAACCAAUUAUAAAUUAAAAUGCAAUACAGUGAUUUCUA